AAAACAAACUUAAAUGCUAUGUUUACACCUGCCUUAAUCUAUGUAUUUUCUCUCUCUCUAUUCUAAUACUCCAAUCUCCUUUGUUAGAAAGGAAAUAGAAAGAGCUCUAGCAUAGUGAAAAUGGCCAGUUCUAGUAGUAUUAAACUUGUGUGCAUUUUCUUCAUUCUGAGUAUUGUUGUGCCAAGCUUUGCGAAAGAGUACGUGGUUGGAGGCAGAAAAGGAUGGAGUCCAGGCGUUGAUUAUCAUCAUUGGGCUUAUGGGAAAAGCUUUGGCGUUGGAGAUGUUCUUCGUUUCAUCUACCACCCAAAAUUGACAGAUGUGGCUUCAGUGGAUAUUGCAAGCUACGCACUUUGCGAUAGUGUCAAAACUUACACAAAAGAUAACAGUGGGCGCACAUCAAUUACUCUUGACAAAUCUGGGGCUUACUACUUCAUCUCUACAAACCAGACACGCUGCUCUUCAGGUCUCAAGCUAGAGUUGCACGUUGUUUGAGAAGCACAUUGUAGUAUUGUUUGAGAAGUAAUUGUUGCAUUCUUUUUUCUUUUAAAUUUGUCAAUUUGUAUUCUUUUAUUUAUGUACUAGUAAGGUUCUGUUAAUAAUUAUGUGAAUGUUCUAGUCAUUAUCUAGAGCUUUCUCUUUGAUGAUGAA
This is a messenger RNA of Nicotiana tabacum (common tobacco), 648 nucleotides long. Its product is annotated as blue copper protein-like. Lineage: Eukaryota; Viridiplantae; Streptophyta; Magnoliopsida; Solanales; Solanaceae. Gene Ontology annotation, cellular component: plasma membrane. The record is from RefSeq and is a predicted model, not a curated record. Gene Ontology annotation, molecular function: electron transfer activity.